This is a messenger RNA of Diceros bicornis minor, 1256 nucleotides long. Its product is annotated as myeloid cell surface antigen CD33-like. Gene Ontology annotation, cellular component: plasma membrane. Lineage: Eukaryota; Metazoa; Chordata; Mammalia; Perissodactyla; Rhinocerotidae. Gene Ontology annotation, biological process: cell adhesion. Gene Ontology annotation, molecular function: sialic acid binding. The coding region runs from base 60 to 854 and encodes 264 amino acids. The transcript has 4 exons. The record is from RefSeq and is a predicted model, not a curated record.
CUUGCAGGGGCUUCCUCUCGGUCUUGUGACACCCAGGCUCUGUGGCUCUUACACCAAAGAUGCUGCUGCUGCUGCCCCUGCUGUGGGCAGGGUCCAAGGCUCAGGAUGGGAGAUUCUGGCUGCAAGUACAGGAGUCUGUGACAGUACAGGAGGGGCUGUGCAUCCACGUUCCCUGCACUGUCUUCCACCCACCAGUCAAUUACUCUAACCGUUAUCCAGCUCAUGGCUACUGGUUCCAAGAAGGGACAUAUCCACACCAGGAUGCUCCUGUGGCUACAAACAACCCAAAUGUUAAAGUUCAGGAUGAGACCAAGGGCCGAUUUCACCUCCUUGGUAACCCCCAGAUCUACGACUGCUCCCUGGACAUCAGAGACGCCAGGAGGAGGGAUUCGGGGACAUAUUUCUUUAGGGUGGAGAGAGGGCCAUUUAUGAGAUACAAUUACAGAAAGAACCGGCUCUUCGUGCAUGUGACGGCUCUGACUCAGACGCCUGACAUCCACAUCCAGGGGACCCUAGAAUCUGGGCAGCCCAAGAACAUUACCUGUGCAGCGCCAUGGGCCUGUGAGAGGGGGACGCCCCCCACCUUCUCCUGGAUAGGGGUCGCCCUCACCUCCCUGGGCCCCAAGACUCCCCACUCCUCAGUGCUCACCCUCACCCCGCGGCCUCAGGACCACAGCACCUACCUCACCUGUCGAGUGUCCUUCCCUGGAGCUGGUGUGAGCACAGAGAAGACUGUCCAGCUCAACGUGUCCUGGAGAUCGGGACCGGUGUCAGAGGUGGUUCUGGUAGCCAUCGGGGAAGCGGCUGUGAAGACCCUGCUCCUCCUCCUCCUCUGCCUAGUAUUCCUCAUGUGAGCAUUCUCCCUGCGGGAAGGGGAGGGGAGAGGAAGGGAGGACCGGCCCAUAGCAGAGUCCCAGAACCAGCGCUGGCAGGGCACAAACGGGCCGGUGGGCGGGGCUGGCAGGAGAUUUACAGGUGCGGGGUGGUGAUGAUGCCCCACCCUCCGAGUGUUCAGGGUGGGAGGUACCUGUGUGCUCAAGACAGUCUGUGGAGCCAGGCCUGCCCUCUCCCAUCUCAGUCACCCCUCCAGCCUCUGUACAGGGAAGAAGGGGUGAGUAUGUUACCCGCUGAACCAUGAUCUGACUAGACUGAAAGACCCUGGUCUCUUUUCUCAGAAUGAAGUCCUGCAGGAGGAAGGUGAUGAGGCCCACAGGAGGCGUGGAGGAUGCAAACAGCAUCCAGGGUUAAUCCCUCAG